Molecule: messenger RNA, 1078 nt
Organism: Leptomonas pyrrhocoris
Lineage: Eukaryota; Euglenozoa; Kinetoplastea; Trypanosomatida; Trypanosomatidae
Exons: 1
Coding region: 74-1078 (334 amino acids)
Biological process (GO): cilium movement involved in cell motility; axoneme assembly; motile cilium assembly
Cellular component (GO): axoneme
Source: RefSeq, a predicted model, not a curated record
GCGCCAGUUGCAGGACGGAGAGAGAAGAAGAAAAAAAAAACAAGAAAGAAAGAGGAAAAGCAGAGAAGGAAAAAUGUCGGUGCUCAACGCGCAGCAUCUCACCGUGGCGGGCAAGUCCUUGACGGCGGGUGAGACGACAGCGCUGCAGUGCUCGCUGCCGCUGCUCUCCCAGCGUUACCGCGGCACCCCUGUCACGCUGUGGGGCAGGAUCUCCGGGGUCAAGGCGGACUACUGGAUCGCGCAGGCGUUCCCCUCCGGCGAGUUCGGCCCCGCCGUGGGCUUUUACAGCAUCGACGGCGGCAGCAGCUGGACCUUGCUGACGGACCUGACGGAUGCGCAGGCGGCCCUCUGCGAGGCUCUGCGCGGCCCCUACCAAGGCACGCCGUCGUACGAGUACCGCACCCGCCAAGACCUCCCGGCUGAGACGGACGAGGCCGCCAUGACGAUCCCGCCGCAGGAUGACGUGCUAGCGGGGGCGUUGGCCGACAUCGCGGCGGCGCGUGCGGCGGCCGGCGAAAACAACGAGGGCGAGGAAGAGGAGGAGGAGGAGCGCGCGGACGACGAAGAGGGGGAGGAGGACGAGGAGGACGCUGCCCCGCUGCCCGCACCGCGCAAGCGUGGACCGCGGUUUCGCAUCGUCAGCGUCACGGAGGCGAUGCGUGUGGCACACUUUGUGCAGCUGCACGACGUCGACUGCCGCCUCACCGUGCGGGGCAUGUACGUACUGCAGGAUGGAGAGGCGGAGGGGGUGCGCAACGGCACCUUCGGCGGGCAGCCCCUCCACCACGCGAAGAAGCCCUCGUGCUACCUGAAGAUGGCGAUGCUGGGGAAGGCGGAGCGCAACCGUGUGCUGUACGGACCGACCUACAACCCGCACACGGAUUACUUAAUGCCGAUCACCGACGACGCCCCUGCCGGCGUCUGGUCCGUCAAGUACGACGCCACCGCGAACGUAGUGAGUGUGCGUAAUUUAUUUUAUGAAGGCUCGCUCUUCUGGUACCGCCCCGGCACGCUGGAGUGCGGGCAGCUCUACUACGGCGCCGGCGAGCGCAACUUCGAUGUGUGCUUUAUGCUGUAA